Molecule: messenger RNA, 2670 nt
Organism: Colletotrichum truncatum
Lineage: Eukaryota; Fungi; Ascomycota; Sordariomycetes; Glomerellales; Glomerellaceae
Product: kelch domain-containing protein
Molecular function (GO): protein binding
Source: RefSeq, a predicted model, not a curated record
AUGUCUUUUGUUAACCUCUCUCGUCCCCCCCUCGAAGGCCACCGCUCUCACAGCGCACCCCAUGUACGACCCAAGUUCAAUUCGCAAAACACAUCCGAUCGCCUACGAGAAGGAUCCGGUCUACGCCCCUCACGCUUCGGAAUGGUCAGCAACAUAAAGAAAGGCAGGAAGUCAGUGUUUAAGGAGCUGGGGCUCGACGAUGAUAUCAGCGAUGACGAGUUGCCGGCUACACCGACAUCUCAACAUGGGCAUGAGCGGAAGACGUCGAUGGCAAGCGAGAAGGAAUUUGGACAUCCAGGGUCCCUAGCAUCGGAGCGCUACCAAACAUCAAAUGACGGAGACGGAGACGGAGACGGCGAUAGGGAUGGAGAUGGAGAUGGGGACACGGAUGAGAGACACACGAAGACAGGGCAUCGUGAACCUAACAGCCAGCCUCAGCGCCGGAGUUCAACAAUGCAGAUUGGGAAACAGUCGUGGUACUCCAAGCUGGCCACGGGCUACCGACGCCCAAGGGUCAAGACAGCUUCAAGCGCGCCACCUCCUACGGUCUCUAGCCUUCAGAGACUCGCUAUGAUUGCACUUAUGAUCGCGGUACUUCUUCCUGGGUUUAACUAUAACGGCGGUCGUCAGAAAGUUGGAAACGGUGCGGACGCGGGUGUAAUCCGGCCGCGGCAGGCCUCUUCUGUUGACGUUUGUCUGAGAUGGAGCCAACAAGUCGCUAUCUUGAAUGGCACAUUGUACAUUUAUGGAGGCCAAGCAAGAACUGAGGCCUCGCAGACAACAAACACUUGGAAUAACAACUUCCUUACCCUCGAUUUGACAAAGUCAUGGGACGGUGGAUCACCACCUUUCAACGGCAAGGGGAACCCUACUGGGCCACCCGCGGUGGCUAACGGAUACCUCUGGAACGAUUACAACUACCUUUAUCUCUACGGCGGCCAGUUCGCCGACAACGCUGGUGGUGAGGGCCAGUACGCCCCCCCUGAUCCUAUGUCCAUCUGGAGGUACUCCAUUAAAGAUAAUUCGUGGCUCGAAUUCAGAGACCCGAAAACAUCAGCAGGAAACUAUUCAACUGACAGUAAUAUCCCUGUCCAACGGUCUUCUGAAGGCGCCGGUCUCUCCGUACCUGAACUGGGCCUCAGUUGGUAUUUCGGUGGUCACUUGGAUCAGUCUACGACGCAAGGCUGGUCAAUCCACACGCCCAGAGUAUACCUCAAGAGUCUCCUGGAGUUCACCCACCCAGGGUUCAUGAACACCGGAGUCUACUCCCUUCAAGGUGCAGGCGCUGCCGACGGAGGUAUCUUUCGCAAUAUUACCGAGGGAGGUCUGCAAGAAUCCAAUGCGUUUCCGGAAAGAGCAGAUGGCGUGCUUGUCUUCGUCCCCGGAUGGGGUGAGAGGGGAGUCUUGAUUGGUAUGGCUGGUGGCUCUGCGGAUACUUUCGUCGACGAUCUGGGCACACUCGAUGUCUUUGACAUUGCGACGUCCGAGUGGUAUCACCAGAAGACAACCGGUGACAAGCCAACCGUUCGUGUCAACCCGUGUGCUACGAUUGCGAGUGCCCCAGAUGCUUCAAGCUUUCAAAUCUAUUUCUUCGGCGGUCAGAACCUUCAACCAUAUAAAAAUCAAACCCAGUACAACGACAUGUACAUUCUCACGAUUCCAUCGUUUACCUGGAUCAAAGUUGAUAAAGGCGACGGGGUCCCCUCCCCUCGAGCAGGCCACACGUGUACUAUGCGCGAUGGUCAAAUGAUAGUCGUUGGAGGCUACAUUGGUCAGGAACAAACGUGCGACAAUCCAGGGGUCUAUGUCUUCGACGCCAGCAGACUUGAGUGGACCACCGGCUUCAAGGCCGGAGACCAUCCGGCAGAUUUGAGCCCUGACAACUCUGUUCUUGCGGGCUCGUAUGGCUACAAAGUACCUGGCAAAGUUCAAAGCGUUAUCGGAGGCAGCUCCGAAGGGGGUGCGACCGCGACAACCCCCGCCGCCGGCCCCGCUACGGGCGGUCCCUUCGCUACUGGCAAACCUCCGGUUUUCACAAUCACCCAAGACGGCUCGACGGCCACUAUUACGGCCUUCGGCCCCACCAGCACCUCCACAUCUGGCGAAACUUCAAAAGAUGACAACGGUCCCAACCCCGGCCUCAUCGCAGCAGGCGUUAUUGCAGGCCUCUUGGGUCUGCUCGCCCUCUACCUAGGCUUCUGCGCCUGGCUAUAUCGACGCCAGGUUGCCGCCUACAAACAACAUCUUUCACAGGUGAACCGCUACUCGGGCGCAAGCUCAAUGCACUUUGGGGGAGCUGCAGGUCUCUUGGGCGUCAACCAAAACGAGAAGCGCAGCCACCGUCGGGACAACAGUACCGUUAGCGACGAGUCCUUCUCCUGGGUCGGCACAGGCGUGGAGCCCAAGUGGAUGAUGGAUGAGCCGACACCUGGGUCUGGGUCUGCUGGAACCGGCACAGCUAGCGGAAGUGGAAGCGCACCAAAACGGAGAAGUGAAGAUGUGAGGAGCGGGAGGGACCCGCGCACAAGCUCGAGUAGGCAUGCGAACACUGACAACGAGAGCAUAUCGAGCACGGAGCAAUUGCUUGAGGGCCAAGAACCGAGUUUCUUCUCGGUUGUCAUAGGACCCAGGCGUGCUUUGAGGGUCGUCAACGGCACGGAAUCACCCUAA